AUGGGUGGUCUAUCAAAGAUCUACGCUUCUGAUCCUCAGAAGGCCUCGAAUGGCCUCAUUUAUGGUAAUGUCGCGGUAAUGUCGGUCUUCACAUUCAUCAUGCCAAUUUGCCUUGGAAACAUUGGCUGGAAAAUGUAUAUGAUCAAUGCGUCAUGGGAUAUCAUUACUUUUGGCCUAAUUGCUUACUACUGGGUUGAGACGAAAGGGAUGACCCUUGGAAAAGGUUGA
Penicillium macrosclerotiorum is the source of this 228-nucleotide messenger RNA. RefSeq lists its product as uncharacterized. NCBI's taxonomy places the organism in Eukaryota, Fungi, Ascomycota, Eurotiomycetes, Eurotiales, Aspergillaceae. The transcript is spliced from 3 exons. The coding region runs from base 1 to 228 and encodes 75 amino acids. The record is from RefSeq and is a predicted model, not a curated record.